Molecule: messenger RNA, 2808 nt
Organism: Malania oleifera
Lineage: Eukaryota; Viridiplantae; Streptophyta; Magnoliopsida; Santalales; Ximeniaceae
Product: auxin transporter-like protein 2
Exons: 9
Coding region: 1030-2490 (486 amino acids)
Cellular component (GO): plasma membrane
Source: RefSeq, a predicted model, not a curated record
GGGAAGUGAUGAAGGAUUCUGAGACCCCCCGCCCCCUCUCCCCCGCUAGAACAAAAAAUAAAUAAAUAAAUUCUGAGACGGAAAUUAAUUUAGAAAGACGCAGACAGGACUGUGGGAAAUGGAAAACAUUUUCCACGGAAAAUUGAUUUCUUUCCGAAAUUUAAUUUUCUAAUUUGACCAUAUGAGAGCCGUUAGGAGCGGGAUUUGAGCUUUAUAAAAGCAGCAGCAGGCGAUUCUCACCCCUCUGCUGAUCAGAACCAAGUCUCUGUCCAAUCCAUAGCUCUCUCUCUCUCUCUCUCUCGCUCUGAAGAGAGUAGCCGGGAAUCGAAUACGAAAGUAGAAAUCUGGGAAUUGGGUUUAGCAUUUGUUACCUCGCUCAGCUGUGCUGUCUCUUUCUCUCUCAUAUAUAACCUAUGGGGGGAUAAGCAAAUUCAGCACAUCUUUUUUUUUUUGUUAUAAUAAUAAUAACAAUAAUAUAUAUAUACAUAUAUAUAUAUAUGUAUAAUCUGUAGCUGGAUAGAAGAAAAAGGGUCUUUUCUUGUAGCUGCGGCAACACUUUCGGAGGCGCUCUGCUUGAUUUCGCUGCUUUUAAGGUCUCGCCGUAUCUUGCUCUGCACUGUCAUUUCUGGCGAUUGGGGGCGGCAUUGAAGUUGGGAAUUCGGGCCAUCUUGUUGCUUUCGAAGGGAAGAGAUCCUACUUGGAGAUUUAGCAAUUAUUUCCAGCAUUUAAUUUCCCCUGCCAAAUCUCGGAAUGGGGAAUUUUUAAAAGCCUCUGUUUCAGCUCCUGCCGGCUCUGUUUCUGCGUUUAGCAAGCCCCCUUCCUCGCUGGCUUCUUAAAGCAAGAGAAAAGUGGUAAAAUCCGGUCAGGGAAAGGACGGGUUUUUCAUUUUUGUGCGCAGGCGCAUUUGUCCAUUGACGGAUCGGAUAAAUCACUCGCUGGGUCUUUCAAUCAGUACGAGAAAGUGACAUCUCGAACUGUUGAACAAGAUUCAUCAGGUUUUAGACUUCAGGUUUAGGGAAAACGGAGACAAUGUUGGGUCAAAAGCAAGCAGAAGAAGCCAUCGUCCCAAACUUCAGCGAGGCAGAGCAUGAGGCCAGUCGUGAGGAAGAGAAAGAAGAAGACAAUUCCAUGUUCAGCGUCAAGAGCUUCCUCUGGCAUGGUGGCUCUGCUUGGGACGCCUGGUUCAGCUGCGCCUCUAAUCAGGUGGCACAAGUGCUGUUGACGCUACCGUACUCUUUCUCCCAGCUGGGAAUGCUCUCGGGGAUCUUACUGCAGGUGCUCUAUGGCAUCAUGGGAAGCUGGACUGCCUACCUCAUCAGUGUCCUAUACAUCGAGUACCGCAGCCGCAAGGAGAAAGAGAACGUCAGCUUUAAGAACCAUGUCAUACAGUGGUUUGAAGUGCUGGAUGGGUUACUGGGUCCUUACUGGAAGGCUGUGGGUUUGGCUUUCAACUGUACUUUCCUGCUGUUUGGGUCCGUGAUUCAGCUCAUAGCCUGUGCAAGUAACAUAUACUACAUCAACGACCGAUUGGACAAGCGGACAUGGACGUACAUAUUUGGAGCUUGCUGCGCCACCACCGUCUUCAUACCUUCCUUCCACAAUUAUCGGAUUUGGUCUUUUCUCGGCCUCGGCAUGACCACCUUCACAGCCUGGUACCUCACCGUCGCCGCCCUCGUCCACGGUCAGGCGGAAGGCGUGUUGCACACAGGUCCGAACAAGCUGGUGCUGUACUUCACCGGCGCCACCAAUAUCCUCUACACCUUCGGCGGACAUGCCGUCACUGUGGAAAUAAUGCACGCCAUGUGGAAGCCUCAGAAAUUCAAGUACAUCUACUUGCUGGCCACCCUCUACGUCUUCACGCUGACGCUGCCGUCGGCCUCCGCCAUGUACUGGGCGUUUGGCGACCAGCUGCUCGACCACUCCAACGCCUUCUCUCUCCUUCCCCGCACGCGCUUCCGUGACGCCGCCGUUAUCCUCAUGCUCAUUCACCAGUUCAUAACAUUUGGGUUCGCAUGCACGCCGCUGUACUUCGUGUGGGAGAAGGUGAUUGGGAUGCACGACACGAGGAGCCUGUGCCUGCGGGCGCUGGCGCGGCUGCCGGUGGUCAUCCCCAUCUGGUUUCUGGCUAUCAUCUUCCCUUUCUUCGGCCCCAUCAACUCCACCGUCGGAUCUCUCCUCGUCAGCUUCACCGUCUACAUAAUCCCCGCCCUCGCCCACAUGCUCACCUACCGGAAACCCUCCGCCCGUCAGAAUGCGGCAGAGAAGCCACCGUUCUUCAUGCCAAGCUGGACGGCCAUGUUUGUGGUGAACGCCUUCGUGGUGGUAUGGGUGCUGGUGGUCGGGUUCGGGUUCGGCGGGUGGGCCAGCAUGACCAACUUCGUCAACCAGGUUGACUCCUUCGGCCUCUUCGCCAAGUGCUACCAGUGCAAGCCUCCGGUGCCGAUUCACUCGCCCUCGCCCUCGCCCCCGCUCCCGGCCCCCCACCACUGAGUCGACUCAGCUCCACCCACCCAUCCUCCUCUCUCUCUCUCUCUCUCUCUCUCUCUCUCUCUCUCCAUAUUUUGUAUCAUGUAAAUGGGGAGGUAUCAAUAUUUCCUCUGCAUAUGAUGUGUGCCGGAAUUUCCUCUUCCCGUUUUGUUUUUCGCUUUUUAAAAUCAUUUUGUUUUGGGUUUUUUGUUUUUUGUUUUCGGUUUUGGGUUUAAAUUACUGGGGAAAUAGUGUGUACGUUGAAUUGUGAUGAUUACUUUUGGUAUCAAAAGCAUAGGCUAAUUAAAUGAAUAUAUAUAUAUAUAUAUAUGUUUAGUUCAA